Molecule: messenger RNA, 928 nt
Organism: Daphnia carinata
Lineage: Eukaryota; Metazoa; Arthropoda; Branchiopoda; Diplostraca; Daphniidae
Product: protein takeout-like
Exons: 7
Coding region: 102-839 (245 amino acids)
Source: RefSeq, a predicted model, not a curated record
AAGAGACUGGUAUAUUUUGUCCUGGAACUUGGUCAGUUAAUUCAUCAGUCUUCAGGACGUUGGCAACCGAGUAAGAACGAGAAAUCGUCAAGUGAAUAAAAAUGUGGGCGGCAAUAUUUUUCGUCACUUUAAUUGCAUCGACGUCAGCUGGGAAAUUUGGUGAUUCCCUUAAACAGUGCGACUCCAAUAACCAAGCUGCCUUAAACAAUUGCCUUUUUAAGAUCGUCGAGGAUUUGAAACCUUUCAUGCCCACAGGAAUUCCGGAAAUCAAUGUCCCCGUUUUGGAUCCGAUGUUCAUCAGCAGCAUUAAUUUGGUGCAAGGCGAAUUCAGGUCGACUUUCUCUCAGAUCCAAGUCCGUGGAUUGUCCAAGUUCAUCACUAACAGUGUGACGGCCGAUCCGGAUGCGAUGACAAUGAAACUUCGACUUUCAAUUCCCGAGUUGCGUAUAACUGGUCAGUACAAAGUUUCUGGAAGGAUCUUCGUUCUUGCUGUCGAAGGAACUGGCACAUUUUGGAACAUUCUAAGCAACGUCACUGUUGACGCCACGAGCAAUUUAGUUUUGAAGGGAAAUCCACCAAACCAGAACCUCCAGGUGGCCAACAACGCCCUUGACUUAAAUGUUGGCAAAAUGCGUAUGAGGUUGAACAACCUUUUCAACGGUGAUCCCAUUUUAGGCGAGACAGUUAACAAUUUCCUGAAUGAGAACUCGCAAGAAGUCUUCGCUGAAGUGAAACCAGAAAUGGCCAGACAAGUAGGAGAACUCGUCAUUAAAGUUAUGAACGAUGCCAUGGGUGCCCUUCCAGCUGAAAAGUUUGUGUCGACCAGGAGGAGAACAUGAACAUAAUAUCCAUUGCGUGGCAGCCUGUGACUAGAGACUCUUUGAUCAAUCUCAAAUCGGAGGAUUUAUAUGCAAGUUUCAAUGUCUGA